AGUAAUUGAAUGCUGAGUGUGGGCGGUGGUCGUUCGGCAGUAUGUCGUGCUGUCAUUGCCACUUCCAUCGUCUGGUUGCUCAUUGAUGUUGUUAUUCUUUUUUACUAUCUCGAUCCAUCCACAUCACAACAACAGCCAUUUCCGGAGGAUAACAGAAUCUUGAAUCGUGCUCGACGGAUAGAACCACUACCACCAGCAGCUCAACAUGAUUCAGAUCCAGAUGCUCAUCCUAUUCAACCUGAAAAACAAGAGAAACAAGUUUACCCCGUUGACAAAGAAACUGCAAAUCAAUUGAGGAAACUUAUGGAAACUCAAGCAUUUGGCCCAGGGUACCAUGGACAAGGAGGUACUGGAGUCACAGUUCCAGAAGACAAAAAAACUAUAAAAGAGAAGAGAUUCUUGGAGAAUCAAUUCAAUGUUGUCGCUUCUGAAAUGAUUUCAGUUAAUAGAACUCUACCGGAUUACCGAUCAGAUGCAUGCCGCACGUCUGGAAAUAAUUUGAAAACUGCUGGAAUGCCAAAAACUUCCAUUAUUAUUGUUUUCCAUAAUGAAGCAUGGACAACACUAUUGAGAACACUCCAUUCGGUUAUCAAUCGAUCGCCACGUCAUUUAUUGGAAGAAAUUAUUUUGGUGGACGAUAAGUCUGAUCGAGAUUACUUGGUCAAACCGUUGGAUUCCUAUAUCAAAAUGUUCCCAAUUCCAAUCCACUUGGUUCAUCUCGAGAAUCGAUCCGGUCUAAUCCGUGCUCGCUUAACCGGAUCUGAAAUGGCGAAGGGAAAGAUCCUUCUCUUCCUGGAUGCACAUGUGGAGGUUACCGAUGGAUGGCUUGAACCACUUGUAUCAAGAGUCGCUGAAGACAGAAAACGAGUUGUUGCUCCUAUAAUUGAUGUAAUUUCUGAUGAUACCUUCGAAUAUGUGACUGCUUCCGAAACAACAUGGGGUGGAUUUAAUUGGCAUUUGAACUUCCGAUGGUAUGCUGUACCGAAGAGAGAAUUGAAUAGAAGAGGAUCAGAUAGAUCAAUGCCUAUUCAAACACCAACUAUUGCCGGUGGUCUUUUUGCUAUUGAUAAGCAAUUUUUCUAUGAUAUUGGAAGUUAUGAUGAAGGAAUGCAAGUAUGGGGUGGAGAAAACUUGGAGAUAUCAUUCCGAGUCUGGAUGUGUGGAGGUUCUCUUGAAAUUCAUCCAUGUUCUCGUGUUGGACACGUUUUCCGCAAACAGACUCCAUACACUUUCCCAGGUGGAACAGCGAAAGUCAUCCAUCAUAAUGCAGCACGUACAGCAGAAGUUUGGAUGGACGAAUACAAGGCAUUCUUCUACAAAAUGGUGCCAGCCGCCCGUAACGUUGAAGCUGGAGAUGUUAGCGAAAGAAAGAAGUUGCGAGAGACGUUGCAAUGUAAAUCAUUCAAGUGGUAUCUGGAGAACAUCUAUCCAGAAGCACCAUUGCCUGCAGAUUUCCGAUCGCUUGGAGCAAUUGUGAAUAGAUUUACUGAAAAAUGUGUUGAUACGAACGGAAAGAAAGAUGGGCAAGCUCCAGGAAUUCAAGCAUGUCAUGGUGCUGGUGGAAAUCAGGCAUGGUCAUUGACUGGAAAAGGAGAAAUUCGAUCGGAUGACUUAUGUCUUUCAUCUGGACAUGUAUAUCAAAUAGGAUCAGAGCUCAAAUUGGAACGUUGCUCCGUGAGCAAAAUCAAUGUUAAACAUGUUUUCGUGUUUGACGAUCAGGCCGGUACAUUGCUCCACAAGAAAACAGGAAAAUGUGUAACAGGCGCCGAUCAACGGGUGACACUGGAUGAAUGUGGUCUCGGACGGAAAGAUCAAAUGUGGCAAUUAGAAGGAUAUCAGAGCCCUUAGAGCAUCUUUUAUUUUAUUUUUAUUCUCAUAAAACGUCACAAUUUCUUAUUUUCUCCCAUUAUAUCCUCCCAUUUUCCACAUUUUCAGUAUUGAUUUCAGUCCAAAAUUCUCUCUCGGUGUCCAUCGUUUUCCUAUUUUCCCUCUCAAAAUCGUCCAUACCACCAGUGCCUUCAUAUUAGAGUUGCGAGUGCACUCUAACGAGAAUUUGUGAGAAAAAUUCAACUUUUUCGGCCUAUAAUAAUUGUAAUUUAUGUAAUUGUGAUAGCCUUUGAGAUUCGAGCAUAAUUUAUUUAUUGAUCCCCCAUUUCCCUUCAAAAAUAUCCAUUUUCAUUGCAUUUCACUCCAUUCUCAAUCCAUUCCAAAAUCGUUUUGGUUGUGAAACUCUAUUACUACGUCUCUUUUUUUCCUUUUACGAGUUCAAUAAUAAGUUGAAAUUUAAAAAAAA
Messenger RNA from Caenorhabditis elegans, 2293 nucleotides. It is a transcript of the gene gly-3, whose product is annotated as Polypeptide N-acetylgalactosaminyltransferase 3. Gene Ontology annotation, cellular component: Golgi membrane. Gene Ontology annotation, molecular function: polypeptide N-acetylgalactosaminyltransferase activity. The record is from RefSeq and is marked reviewed. Lineage: Eukaryota; Metazoa; Nematoda; Chromadorea; Rhabditida; Rhabditidae.